AUGACUACUAUUCUUUAUUCAAUUUUGCAUCUUUUUCUUUUCUCCGCUUUGCACGGGUUAACGUAUGCCUCAUACCCCCCGACUGUAUAUCUCAUCCGCCAUGGCGAAAAGUCAGGCGAUCCCCUAGACAGUGGACUAAACGCAGAUGGCUGGAAACGAGCUGAAUGCGUCCGGGGCGUGUUCGGAGAAGCUUCACCCUACGAUAUUGGCCAUAUAAUGGCACCGCAUGUUAAUAAAAAAGGAGAGCACAGACGCUCCUACGAGACCGUUCUUCCACUCGCCACAGACCUCGGCCUAACUGUCGACACCUCCUGCAAGCGGAAUAAAGUCCACUGCGUCGCAAAAGCAGUCAAUGACUAUGACGGACCCGGCAAUAUCCUGAUCUCCUGGCGGCAUAGAAAGAUGAGAGAGUUGGUUCAGGCGUUGGGGUAUGAUGAUGCGCCUGAGUAUCCGGAUGAUCGGUUUGAUCUGAUCUGGACCAUUCCGUUCCCGUAUGACAAUAUCACGGAUAUCCGGAGCGAGGACUGUCCUGUGUUAGAUAUCCCCGAGGAAUUGACGGCGGUGAACAGCCAGCAAAAAGCAAGCGGAGAAAAAGAACGCCAAGAUUUCGAACCGCCCACCCAAUUUUUUCGAGAGUAUCGCGAUCGGUUGCGUAGCCACGCCCAGGCUUUUGAUGGCCUCUUGUCGUUGAUUCCGGCGAAAUACUAUUAUGGGGAGGAUGGUAGUGACCAAUGGAAACGCAAGAAGCAGACGAAGGAGGAAGCUCGUGAGGCGAAACGGGCGAAAUUGGACCCCGAUGCCGCGAAGACCGCUAAAGACGUAAUGGACGAGAACGCCCGGAAACGCAAGCGUCAAGAAGAGGGUCAAAAUGAGGCCGCAUCAUCUGAGGACGAAGAUCUCGGCUCAGAAAUGCCUAAGGAAGGCCUGAAGCGGGCCGAUGCGGCAAAGAAACAGAAGCAAUCCGACGACUCGGCGAAGUCAGAAGAGGCAGAAGCACGUAAGAAACUAAAGGAAGAGAAAAAGGCGCAGAAGAAAGAGCAACAAAAAGAGAAGAGGAAGGCUAAAGAAGCCGCUAAGAAGGAAAAGCAGAAAGAACAGCAAGAUAAGGAGGCUAAAACCGCUGCCGCUGACGCUGCACAGAAGCCAGAGUCUAAGUCUGCCAGUGAUAAGAACAAGAAGCAAGAAAAGCCACCUGUAAAGGAUGACGAUAAUGAUGACGACGUUGAUGAAGAAGAGGCCGAAGGUCUCUCUCUCGAGUUCAACCCAGAGCAAACAGAACAGUCUUCCUCUUCUUCUACCCCCAACUCCCCUGGUUUCGAUGCCUCCGCUCUUCAAUCGGGCGCCUCUUCGAUAUCUUCUAUUGUCCCCCCUUCUGCUCCCAACGAUGCCUCUAAGAACUCAUCAUCCGAUCAAAAGCCCCUCAAGUCCACACCCGAAGAGCUGAAGCAACGACUACAAAAGCGUCUUGAUGAGCUUCGCGCAGCCCGUCAUGCAGACGGGCUGAACGGCAAGCCCGCGAGAAACCGCCAAGAGCUGAUCGAGGCCCGCAGACAGAAGGCAGAACAACGCAAGGCGCACAAGAAAGAGCUACGACAGAAGGCCAAGGAGGAAGAGCAACGAUUGAAGGACGAUGCAUUGGCCCGCCGCUUCUCCCCAGGUGGGUCGGGCUCUCUUCUCGCCUCGCCUCGCUCCCCAGCCGAGUCGGUGGGCUCUAGCGCCGCUAAUUAUUCCUUCGGUCGUGUCGUCUUCGCCGAUGGCCAGGCUGCUGAUCCCAGUCUAAACAACGUGCGCGAUCAGCCCAAGCGCCAUGGUGCCCAUGACCCCGCAUCAGCCUUGAAAGCCGUUGAGGCUAAAAAGGCCCGACUGGAAAGCAUGGACGACGAGAAACGUGCUGAACUCGAAGAGAAAGAUAUGUGGCUGAACGCCAAGAAGCGCGCUCAUGGUGAACGCGUCCGGGACGACACUUCGCUGUUGAAGAAGGCUCUGAAGCGCAAGGAAUCUGCCAAGAAGAAGUCCGAGCGUGAAUGGAAGGAGCGCAUAGAAACCGUCCACAACCUCCGGAAACGCCGCGAAGAAAAGGGAAACAAGGGCAAGAAAUCCUCUGCAGGCAAGAAAAAAGCUAGACCCGGUUUCGAGGGAAGCUUCAAGGGCAAAUCUGGUGGAAAGAAAUGA
Messenger RNA from Aspergillus pseudonomiae, 2172 nucleotides. Its product is annotated as putative 60S ribosome biogenesis protein Rrp14. The record is from RefSeq and is a predicted model, not a curated record. The transcript is spliced from 7 exons. Gene Ontology annotation, cellular component: nucleolus. Bases 1 to 2172 code for a protein of 723 amino acids. Lineage: Eukaryota; Fungi; Ascomycota; Eurotiomycetes; Eurotiales; Aspergillaceae. Gene Ontology annotation, molecular function: RNA binding; DNA binding. Gene Ontology annotation, biological process: ribosomal large subunit biogenesis; ribosomal small subunit biogenesis.